AUGGCGACCGCCGCGGCCUUCGUUGCCCGGCAGCUGGGCCUGCUGGAGGACGAGCGGGAGGCCGAGAUCGACGAGAGCAGGAGCUGGCAGAAAAAUGUCUCUCUCAAAGAGCUGCAGCGUCGAGGCGUGUGCCUGUUGAAGCUCCAUGUGACCAGCCAGAGGACCGGGCUGUACGGCCGGCUGCUGGUGACCCUGGAGGGCCGGAAGCGGGGCUCGGGCUCGGGGCUGCCCGCCAACAGCUUCGGCCCCGGCGACAUCGUGGGUCUGUGCACGGGGGCGAGCGAGGAUGCCGAUCCGGCCAGGGGGGUCGUGACCCGGCUCACCCCCGAGGCCGUCACUGUGGCCUUUGAGGAACCACAGGGGGGCCAGCUCAGCUUGGACCCAGAGAGCACAUUCAGCCUGCUCCGCCUGGCCAAUGACGUCACUUACAAGCGGCUAAAGAAGGCUUUAACCCGGUUGAACCAGUACCAUUCCGGUCCCGCAUCCUGCCUGAUCGAUGUUCUCUUCGGCUCGUCCGAGCCCAGUGACCCCGCGCAGAACCGCCCCACCGUGUUCUUUGACGAGGCCCUGGAUGCGUCCCAGAGGGAGGCCGUGACCUUUGCCCUGGCUCAGAGGGAAGUGGCUGUGAUCCACGGCCCUCCGGGCACGGGGAAGACCACUGCUGUGGUCGAGGUAGUGCGGCAGGCUGUUCACCAAGGCCUCAAGGUGCUGUGCUGUGCCCCGUCCAACACCGCGGUGGACAACCUGGUGGAGCGCCUGGCCGGGCACCAAGAGCGGGUGCUGCGCCUGGGUCACCCGGCCCGCCUGCUGGACUCCACCGUGCGGCACUCCCUCGACGCCGUCCUGGCCCGCGGCGACGGCGCCCAGCUUGUGGCGGACAUCAGGAAGGAUAUCGACCGGGCUUUGGCCCAAACGCGGAAGACUCAAGACAAGGGGGAGAAGCAACACCUGCGGAGUGAAGUUAAGGUGCUGAGGAAAGAACUGAGGGAGCGGGAGGAGGCGGCCAUGCUGGAAACCCUCACCAGGGCCAGUGUGGUGCUGGCCACAAACACAGGGGCUUCUCCCGACGGGCCACUGAAGCUGCUCCCCGACGACUACUUUGACUUGGUGGUGAUCGACGAGUGCGCGCAGGCCCUCGAGGCCGGCUGCUGGAUCCCCCUGCUCAGGGCCCGCAAGUGUGUCCUGGCUGGAGACCACCAGCAGCUGCCCCCCACCAUCCUCUCCCACAAGGCGGCCACGCAGGGUCUGGCAGUUAGCCUGAUGGAGCGCCUCGUGGAGGAGCGGGGCGACAGGGUGGUGCGCAUGCUUACCGUGCAGUACCGCAUGCACCAGGCCAUCAUGCGCUGGGCCUCCCAGGAGAUGUACGAUGACCGGCUCACCGCACACCCGUCCGUCGCCGGUCAUCUCCUGAGGGACCUGCCCGGUGUGGCCUCCACCGAGGAGACAGGAACCCCGCUGCUGCUCAUAGACACUGCAGGCUGCGGCCUACUGGAGCUGGAACAGGAAGAUGAGCAGUCCAAAGGAAAUCAAGGGGAGGUCCGCCUCGUCGCUCUGCACGUCCAGGCGCUGGUGGAAGCUGGGGUUCGAGCAGCUGACAUAGCCGUCAUCGCCCCGUACAACCUCCAGGUGGAUCUGCUGAGGCAGGACCUCGUGCCCAGGUACCCCGAGCUGGAAGUGAAGUCCGUGGACGGCUUUCAGGGACGAGAGAAGGAGGCCGUCGUACUGUCCUUCGUCAGGUCUAAUAGGAAAGGGGAGGUGGGUUUUCUGUCCGAGGCACGGCGGAUCAAUGUGGCAGUGACUCGGGCCCGGAGACACGUCGCGAUAGUCUGCGACUCCCGCACCGUUGGCACCCACCCCUUCCUGAAGAGGCUGGUAGACCACCUGUCGGCCCACGGGGAGGUCCGCUCGGCCUUUGAGUAUCUUGACGACCUGGUGCCCGGGAACUACGCCGGUGAUGGCCGGCGGGGCCGGGUCCCGGGCUGCCCCGGGGCUCCCCCGGGGCCCCCAGCCUCCAGCGGGUCACGGCAGGGGGGUGGCCCGAGAGCUGUCCCCUCCCGGAGGCCCCGCGGGGGGAAUCUUCCAUCCCCGACGCCCCCGAGCACGGGUGCCGGGUCCCUGAGCCGUGCACCCGGCGGCCCGGUGGCGGGGGGUGCCGCGGAGGCUGAAGCGGAGGCGAGGGAGGCCAUGGGGCGGUGGCGGGCGACCGUGCUGGAGUUCCUGGAGAGCCGCGAGAGCCGCCUGGAGUUCCCCCCGUCUCUCAGCUCCCGUGACCGGCUGCUGCUCCACCAAAUCGCCCAGGAGCUGGGGCUGAGGCACGAGAGCCGAGGACAAGGGAGGAAGAGGUUCCUCACCAUUAGCCGCAUAGAGCCCCCAGCUGAGACCCCCGCUGAGACCCCCGCUGAGGCUGCUGUGUCCUCGGACGGUCCCGUGCUCCCUUCCACUGGGGAGCGGUCCCCACCUGGACCGCCACCUCCUGGGGAGCAGCCCCCACCCGCCGGAGAGCAGCCCUCGCCCGGGCCUCCGCCUGCCGGGGAGCAUCCCCCACCCGGGCCUCCGCCUGCCGGGGAGAAUCCCCCACCCGGGCCUCCGCCUGUCGAGGGAUGGCUCCCACCCGGACUUCCACCCGCCGAGGAGCGACCCCAACCCGGGCCUCCCCUAGCCGGCCCCAGGGAUCCCGUGGACCUGAAAGCCCUGCACCUGGAGAGGAUGAAGAGGCGAGCCCCUCAGCGGGAAGCUGUCAAACCGCUGCCCCCCAGGACUUCGAGGCCCCCGCCGGCAGCGGGCCAGGAGAAAAAGGGAGCCCGAGGGCGAGCGGAAAAAGCAGGGGCGGCGGUGGCCAGCCUGGGGGAAGAAGACUUUGACGAGUUGGUUGCUGCCGCCGUGAAGGCAGACAGGACGUGUGCGUUCCCCAAGUGCCGAGCCAGCACUGCCAUUUUGGGUUUCCUCUGCCUGCACUGUAAUCGCCGCUACUGCCCCGCACACCACGUCCCAGAGGUGCACGGCUGCGGGGAGGGGGCCCGAGCCUGUGCCCGCCGCAGGGCCAGCAGAGAGGCAGCCGCCGUCACCUCCAGCAGCGGCCCCAAGGCCCGGGGCCUGGACUCCACCCAGCGGGCCUGCCUCCAGAGGAAACUGGACAAGAAGCUCAGUGCACUGACUGACCAGAGGAAGACCAAGAAAUGGGACAAAGAGAAAUGAGAAGAAAAGAAAAAUCCCUUUCCCCUGCCCAGGCAGUCCCCUUUUGUGGAGAGAAUGAGAGACUCCCACAA
Tachyglossus aculeatus (Australian echidna) is the source of this 3266-nucleotide messenger RNA. It is a transcript of the gene IGHMBP2, whose product is annotated as immunoglobulin mu DNA binding protein 2. Gene Ontology annotation, molecular function: RNA binding; ATP hydrolysis activity; ATP binding. The record is from RefSeq and is a predicted model, not a curated record. Bases 1 to 3195 code for a protein of 1064 amino acids. The transcript is spliced from 15 exons. NCBI's taxonomy places the organism in Eukaryota, Metazoa, Chordata, Mammalia, Monotremata, Tachyglossidae.